Pocillopora meandrina is the source of this 375-nucleotide messenger RNA. Lineage: Eukaryota; Metazoa; Cnidaria; Anthozoa; Scleractinia; Pocilloporidae. The record is from the annotation of a GenBank genome assembly.
ACCGUUACCACCAGUUCCGAUGGCACCACAGAGCAUACAGAAGAUAAGGGACUGGGCGUAAACAUUAGUUGUACCAGUGCCUCAGCUCUCUGUCAGACAGGAAACAACGAUGGCAAGAGCUGGAACUUCCCGUCGUACCUCUAUUUGAGAGAAAUUCAACCAUUCGAACCGGUCAGCCUCGAACGUUCUGACUUCGAGGAGCAGCAAGAAAACGGCGGGAAACAAGACGAAGAGGAAGAUGGAAUAUUGAAGAACGAUUCCCCGAGUGAUGAUGAUGACAUUCCAUCUUUGGAACAAGAGGCUGAUUUUUACCUUGAAAGAGGUUUCCGCUUUGGAAAAAGUAUUCGCUUCAACAGCAGAAUUGUGUUCAGUUAA